Messenger RNA from Heterotrigona itama, 2704 nucleotides. NCBI's taxonomy places the organism in Eukaryota, Metazoa, Arthropoda, Insecta, Hymenoptera, Apidae. The record is from the annotation of a GenBank genome assembly.
UGGACCCUCAGAUUAAGAGUCUGAUGCUCUACCGACUGAGCUAUCCCAACCUCUCUCUUUGACAACAUUAACAGAGAAGUAUUAGCACUGUUAGUUUCUCGUCAGCAUGAAAAAAAAAACAGUCUUUGCUAGAUUUCUUUAUUAAAUUUCUUCGUGCCGAUACCGACGAGGUAUAUACCGUGAUGACGACAAGAAAUUCUGAUCCUGGAUCCUGACUGUGAAUAAAAAGAACUUUGAAAAAUAGAAAAGUACGAAAAUAUGGCCCUUGAACCACCGAAGUAUGAAUAUUUGAACGAAGAAGACACCAAAAAAAUGAUGAAAUUAUUUAAGGGUGAAAGAUCAGGUUUUGUUCUGGUGGGUCCCAAGAAAUGGGUUUUCCCGUUUAAAUAUACGACAGAGGGUAAAGGAUUUUAUAAUUUUAAGGCAAGGCCAGAUGAUACAUGGGUGCUAUCUUAUCCUCGAUCAGGAACGACUUGGACUCAAGAAUUAGUCUGGUUGCUAUCAAAUGACUUAGAUUUUAACAGAGCAAAAACAGAACCUUUGGCAAAAAGAUUUCCAUUUCUGGAAUUUAGUAUGUUCCAUCAUCCAGAAGUAACACAUGAAAUGAUAAAAAUGAAUGAGGGUGAUAAAGCUAAGGUAGAAUUCUGUAAAAUGCUUGCUGAGCCAGGAUAUGAGGUCUUGGCAAAAAUGCCUUCCAAGAGGUUCAUAAAAUCACAUUUUCCAUUUUCUUUGUUACCUAAUAUUUUGGAUAGUGGUUGUAAGAUAGUGUAUAUUGCAAGAAAUCCAAAAAAUGUUGCAAUUUCUUGGUAUCACCUUAAUGUGGCAAUUAAAACACAGGAUUACAUAGGUGAUUUUCCAACAUUUUGGAAUCUCUUUCAAAAUAAUCUCAGAUUUUCUGAAAGCAAUUGAAAAGAUUACUAAAUUUCUUGGAAAAACGUAUACUGAAGAACAAAUGAAAAAAUUAGCAGAGUAUUUAAAUAUAAAAAAUUUUCGUGAUAAUCCAAUGGUAAAUUCAUCAGAAUUAAAAGAAUGUGGUCUGAUAAAAGCAGGAAUAUUUAUUAGAAAGGGUGGAAGUGGUGGAUGGAAAGAUAUGUUCACAGAAGAGCUUAAUGCCAAAGCCAAUAAAUGGAUCGAAGAAAAUCUAAAGGAAACAGAUCUCACUUUUCCGUAUUUUAACAUUAAUGUACAUAUUACCCUUAAAUCAUCUACUCCAUCUCCAUUAAGUGCAGAUACCAUAAAAACAUCAUCAAAUUUUGGAUAAUCCUCCUUGUUUGUUAAUAUUCUUGUAAUCUCCAACAAUGCUGUCUUCUUUUUCAACCUGUCUACUUUAUUCAAAAUUAUUAAUAGCUCUGUAUCUUCUCUCUUAUUUUUUAUGUAGUCAAGAACAUAAUCAUCAAUCUUAUGUCUAGUAUAUACAUUAGUUACAUCCUGUACUAUUCCAAUAACAUCUGCUUCAGUGACUGCAUCUUUGGGAUCGUUUUUGAAUGCUUCUGAUAGUUUAUAGGAUUUUAUUUCUUUAGGCACUACUAAUCCGGGGGUAUCCAUAAAUACAAUUUGAGUAUCAUUUUUUGUAUAUAUUGCUUCAGCUUUGUGCAUCGUUGUAUGGACUUUUGAAGAUGUUGGACAUACAGAUCUGUGUAUGAGUUUAUUCACUAAUGUACUUUUUCCAGCAUUGGGUAGACCCAAAAUCGCGACUUUCACUAAUUUUUUCUUUUCACACAAGUCUGACUCGUCGUUCAAUUCACUUUGAUCUUUUACUGUAAAAUCUAAUUUAUUACUGGCAUUCCAAAUAGUAGAGUGAAAAAAAGUUCGUUUUAAGAAAUAUACAUUGAAUCGAGGCACAUAUUGUUUGAUCUUAAAUACGAACAUUAUUCAAUAAAUGUAUCAACACAUUAUUUACUGAAAUUAUAAAUGAAGUAAUAGGUUAGGUUUUAAUAUUUAUAUGAGCACACUUCUGUAAAUUAAUCAGUAUUAUUUACAAAUGUAAACAUUUCAUUUUCACUAAAUAUAACAAUGUUUUUGAUUUAAACAAACAUAUCCUUAAAUAUAAAUAUAAUUUAAAUGUUAUUUGGCACUAAAACAUAUUGAAGUUGUGUUUAAUCACUCGCAAGUUAACUACGAAUAUGAAUUUUUGUUUAAUCAAAAAGUUUGUUAUUUAAAAUUUCUAAUUGAAGGAAGAAAAAUAAAUAAAUAUGUAACAUGUUUCUCGGUUCAUUGAAAUAAAACAAUACAUUGAAAAUGAAAGAACUUAUUUUCCAAAUGUUUUUUUUCAAAUUUAUUUAAUAAUGUAUAAUAUUACAAAAAAUUCAAAGAUAAUAACGAAACGAAAAGAUUCAUAAACAUAUACAAGAAAUAUAAUCUAUUUGCGGAAGACAGUUUAUUUUUUGUCUUGCGAAGUUAUAUACUUGAAUGUUAUUUGUUUAACCGCAUGUUGUUACACACAUGGGUAUUUAGAUAUUUCUGAUUUACUAGAAUAAUUACAUAAAUAUGAGAAUAAUUCUUAAAAAUCAAUUUUUGUUUUUAUACAUAAAGAAAAUUGUGAAAGUGAACUAGAAUAAAAGCAUAUAAUUCUAGUAUAUUACUAGAAUAAAAGUGUUAUCACGAUUCAAUAAGAUUAUUAUCCGACGAAAAUAAUUUUUUAUUUCAAAUUUAAAUCCCUUGAGAAACUAAUUUUUCUUAGUUGCAUCUCACUCUUUCAACAAAU